AUGAAGGCUCUCAUUCUUGUUGGAGGGUUCGGUACCCGUUUGCGUCCUUUGACUCUCACUCUCCCCAAGCCCCUGGUGGAAUUCGGGAACCGUCCUAUGAUCCUGCACCAGGUCGAGAGUCUGGCUGCUGCGGGUGUCACGGAUAUCGUUCUGGCCGUCAACUACCGCCCCGAUGUUAUGGUCGCGGCCCUCAAGAAGUAUGAGGAACAAUACAACGUCAGAAUCGAGUUCUCCGUCGAAUCGGAACCCCUGGGCACCGCCGGCCCCCUGAAGCUUGCCGAAAAGAUUCUCGGCAAAGACGACUCUCCGUUCUUCGUCCUCAACUCCGAUAUCAUCUGCGACUACCCCUUCAAGCAGCUCGCCGAGUUCCACAAGAAGCAUGGCGACGAGGGUACCAUUGUCGUGACCAAGGUCGACGAGCCGUCCAAAUAUGGUGUCGUCGUGCACAAGCCCAACCACCCCUCCCGCAUCGAUCGCUUUGUCGAAAAGCCAGUCGAGUUCGUUGGCAACCGUAUUAACGCCGGUAUCUACAUCCUCAACCCCAGCGUGCUCAAGCGCAUCGACCUGCGCCCCACCUCCAUCGAACAGGAGACUUUCCCCGCCAUCUGCGGUGACGGUCAGCUUCACUCCUACGACCUGGAGGGAUUCUGGAUGGACGUGGGACAGCCCAAGGACUUCCUCACUGGCACAUGCCUCUACCUCACCUCGCUGGCCAAGCGUAACUCCAAGCUGCUCGCCCCCAACAGUGAGCCUUACGUCCAUGGCGGCAACGUGAUGGUCGAUCCCUCCGCCAAGAUUGGCAAGAACUGCCGCAUCGGCCCCAAUGUAGUCAUCGGCCCCAACGUUGUGGUCGGCGAUGGUGUCCGUCUGCAGCGGUGCGUCGUCCUCGAAAACAGCAAGAUCAAGGACCACGCCUGGAUCAAGUCCACCAUUGUCGGAUGGAACAGCUCUGUCGGCAAGUGGGCGCGUCUGGAAAAUGUCACCGUGCUGGGUGACGAUGUCACCAUUGCGGACGAAGUCUAUGUCAACGGUGGCUCCAUCCUGCCCCACAAGAGCAUCAAGCAGAACGUUGAUGGUAAGUUCAUUUUCUUCCCUCCCCUCCGCGCACCUUGUCGCAACAAGAACUAA
Messenger RNA from Aspergillus clavatus NRRL 1, 1128 nucleotides. Its product is annotated as mannose-1-phosphate guanyltransferase. NCBI's taxonomy places the organism in Eukaryota, Fungi, Ascomycota, Eurotiomycetes, Eurotiales, Aspergillaceae. Gene Ontology annotation, cellular component: cytoplasm. The record is from RefSeq and is a predicted model, not a curated record. Gene Ontology annotation, biological process: GDP-mannose biosynthetic process; cell wall mannoprotein biosynthetic process. Bases 1 to 1128 code for a protein of 375 amino acids. The transcript has 4 exons. Gene Ontology annotation, molecular function: GTP binding; mannose-1-phosphate guanylyltransferase (GTP) activity.